Messenger RNA from Kluyveromyces marxianus DMKU3-1042, 1008 nucleotides. RefSeq lists its product as uncharacterized. The record is from RefSeq and is a predicted model, not a curated record. Bases 1 to 1008 code for a protein of 335 amino acids. Lineage: Eukaryota; Fungi; Ascomycota; Saccharomycetes; Saccharomycetales; Saccharomycetaceae. The transcript has a single exon.
AUGGUCAUAAAAUCUGAAAAGCUAAUUAUGAAUGUUCCUCUUGAACACCAAAAUGAAGAUAUUUGUGAGUCUGGAGAUGAACAAAAGUUAAUAAAAAGGAAAAGAGAUAGAUUCAAACAACUCAUAGGUAAAUCUAAUGACAGAUUUGCGCUCAAGAUACAAAGAUUUAAACAAAAGUUCCACGAAAAUUCAGGCCAUAACAAAAAGGUGGAUGCGGCUUCACAAGUAGUAGUAAACUAUGGAACUAGUCCCAAUUCUCUGAGUAACCAAAAUCAGCUCAAACUUAGUGUUACUGAAGGGAAAUUUAGAUCGCAUAUUUUGCACAGAUGGUUUAAUUCGAAGAGCUGUCCAAAGAGUGAAAUUGAUGAAAUUGUGUCGAAUAAAAAUAAACCGCGUGUAUCCAAGGCAAGCGUUUUCAGCGCUACAUUAUAUGAUGGAACCUUAAUCAUCGAGAGUCAAAAUAGCAGCAAGAAUUUUAAAGAAGUUAACCCAAUACCAUGGGAAUCGGUUCAACGUAAACAAAAAGUGAGUGCUACACAAUCUUCGUCAGAUUUGAAUAAAAAUGCUUUUGUGAAUCUCCAAUAUGAUAAGCAUCCAGCAGAGAAAUCACGUUUGACAAUGGAAGGUUCCUUGCUUACUAUCGAUAAUACCCGAGAGUGCUCCAGUUCUUAUACUGUUACACUGUCAUCGACGUUCCUAAAUCGCCUCAAACAAGAUUGUAGUAAAAUAUCUAGUAGGCGUGAACUACUUUUAGGAUCUGAAGAUGAGGAAUUGAGCGUCGAUUGUUCUUGCGUUGAUCGGAGUUUGUUAACUGAUUCCUUCUGUCAGACCAAAGAAAACUCGAUUCAAAUGGAAACAUCAGAUAAUCACCAAUGCUCUCAUUUACUAAAAAAUAAUGAACUUGCAGAAUGUUCAAAGUCAACGUCGGAGGAGCUUUUGUCAACUAGAAACGAAAACACGAGAACAGUAACGCGCAGAAUAGCAAUGACUCGUAUUUGCGAUCUAUAA